CAGCCGGACCCGGGGCUCGGCGGCGUUGGUCGCUAUUCACGAAGAGGCGCGUACGCAAAGAGCGGGCGCUGUGGCAACCAGGGCACGCGCGCGCUGAGGGGCGGCCGGCGCUGAGGGGCGGGAGCGGGGGCUCGUGUUCAGUGAGAACUAAACCAGAUUAAGACAAUUCAGCAGAUGAACACACAUUAGUGCUGAUGAUGCACGAUCCCAGCCUCUUUCACAGCUUCCUGACAGCGUAUGUUUGCUCAAAGAGCUCCUUGGGGACACAGAGCACUGUUCAAAGUCAGUAGGUGUCUUUAUGGUACAUUAUCUGCCCAGUCACCAAGUACAGCCAUUUUGGACUAUUUUUAGGGAUAGGGAGAACCUUUCUCAGGAAGAUUUGGGAUGGCACAGCCUCGUAUCUCAGCGUACCUCCCCCCUGACAUAGACCCCACCAAAGCUGCUCUGGCCUUUGGGAGGAGAGCCCUUCCUAAGCUGAAUGAGGAGCUGCAGUCUCCCGAGCUGCUGACGCAGCAGCGGGCACUGAUGGCUCUCUGCGAUCUGGUCCACGAUCCAGAAAAAGUCUACGAGGCAAUAGCAUUAGGAUUCUUGGACAGCCUGAAGGCUUUGCUGGUGCAUGAAGACCGAACUGUCCGGCAGAAAACAACAGAAGUUCUCUCUGUAAUGGCUUUGCACAGUAUUGGCAGGGAAGGGCUGAUACGAAGGGGAGUCAUCUCUGCCCUGGCUGGGCUCCUGGACGAUCCAGUGGAUAUCUGUCGAAAGAACACCCAUCAGGUCUUUGACAUGCUGGCAAGAUUACCUGAAGGGGCUGGUGGUGUCCUGCAGGCUGGUUUGAUUCCCCCGCUGGUGCUGAAGCUGGAGACAGAGCUGGAUGAGAUCCAGGAGCUGAUCCUGAGCACCCUCUCCAACUGCCUCCGUGUGGAGGUGUCUGAAGCCCUGGCAGCUGGUGCUGUCCCUGUGCUGAAGGAAAAGCUCUCACACCCCUACUCAGCCAUCAGGAGCAAAGCAGCCUGGGUCCUCUUAGAAAUCAGCUCCCACGCCGAGGGGAAAAUCGCCGUGUUUGAGGAAGAGGUGAUUCCCGUGCUGCUGAGCCUGCUGGAGGACGCGCGGCCCGAAGUCCAAGUGAACUCAGCGGGAGCGCUGAUGUUCGCUCUCGUUACACCUCAGGGGAGAUCCUCAGCCAUGGGUGCUGCAGCCAUUCCACCUUUACUGACGCUGGUUGCUGAGGAAACCAGCAAAGCGCGUUUGAAUGCAAUCAAAGCCCUCACCCUGCUGGCCGAGCUGCCGGAGGGCCGCCAGGCGCUGCUGGAGCACAGGGACACCUUCCUGCGCUGUCUGGAUGAUCCCAGCGAGGCCGUGCAAAGAGCGGCCGAAAUCGCCAUCACCGUGAUCGACUGGAAACCCUUCUGCAGCCGCGAUCUUUUCUAGAGAUCUAUUGCCCUCUGUUGUUGUCUGGCUGUAAAGGUACACGAUUACACGAGACCUUCAGCACCCCAGAGCUCUCUUCCUUACUUACUCUGGCUCAGCUUCUCCUGAAAAGUUAUUUGGCAACAGUUUCACAUCUAUAUUGCAGGUCACAAGCAGAAAAAUGAAGAAGAAAACUUAGGAAGUGUGGAAUUCUCCACUAGGAGUUGUUCCCCUAAUUACCAAGAUUUUCCUAUGAUUCAAGACAUCAAUCCCUUUUAUUUUCUUCCUAAUGUUCUCUCCUUUUUUUUUUUUAACCUCAGCCUAUCAAACACUAAUCAAUAAUUAAUUAUAUUAGAAAGGUUCACAAUUAACCCCUCCAGCAAAUCGUCCAUAGUGACAAAUUGAUCUAACAACAUGAAUUCACAUGAAUUUUGCUGCAAACAUUUGUUGAGCGUGGGAUUAAGAGCAAAGUCAGAAAGCCUUUACCAGGUUAAAGCCUUGGUAAAGCUGUGCUGGGGCCUCUCCAACAGGAGAGGGCUCUGGUCCCUAAUUGGAAUUGCUUGGAACAGAAAACAAAAGCACCUCGGGGUUUGAGCUGAAGGCAAAGGAAGUGGUGAGAAGUUUCAGUAGCAUUUUACUCACUGGGAGUUCAAGGCUGGUCACUACUGACAUGUUACAAAUUUCUGUCUGCAGUUACAAGAGUGUAAUUCAAGAUGCUUCAGCAGGAGGCCUGGCCAAAGAAAUAACACAAAUGAGCAGGACAGCCCUGGCCAUUGUCAGCCACCAAGGAAGAUGUGACAGGGUGGCUGGCACAGCUUCACAGCAAGUCCUGUUUGUUUUCACUUGGGCUUUGUUCUCACAUGGGAGUUUUAUAUCCAGAAUUGUAGCUACAAAGCAGCUGCAUCAGGUCUGUAAAAGGGGUUAUUUGUCAGGGCUGCUUUUCCAUUCAAACCCACAGUCACACUGCAAACUGCAUUACCCUUACACACAGGAUAAACUCUCCCUGUAGGAGUGAUUACAGUUAAAAUGCUUCUCUUCCAUAAUGUAACCAAAGGGUGAAUUUCCUCUCUUAUAAAGAUGUGAUUUAAAGUAUUGAGUCAGUUGGAUUCAUUCCCUCCAGGCAGGAUCUUGGAGGAACUCUGCCUUUUAUACACAUAAGGCACUCGUACGUGAUACAUAUUGGUGCCAGAGUGCAUCCAACUCAAUAAGAGAGGCCAGGCAGCUUUAAUCACAUGCUAAAGGACUAGAGCAGCACAGUGCAGGCCCAGCUGCUCCUACAGAACUGCAGGAAAACUUGGUAACAAUCAUCAUUUUAACCCAGGUCCAGCCUUGUCACAGCCUUCCCUCAUAAUUCACUGAUAAUUCAGUGAAUUCCCAAAAUAAUUAGCUUGUUCAGAUAGAGAAAUGAGACCAUCCACACUGAACUGCUCUGGCUAAAAGAAAUUGAUUUGGACCUUAAGUAGUGUGUUCUGAGCAUCUGCCUGAUCAAUGCUUUAAAGACAAUAUAAACUGUUCCCAAAAAAGCCUCUCCAUGGAUCAGUGUUCCCAUCUCACACACACAGCUCAGAAAUGGAACAAAGCCUCAGGUGAACUCUGAGUUAUGGACACUACUGGGGCCCUCCCACAUGCCAGCUUUUGUCUCAGCAAUUCUUUGGCCCUGUUACACCUGACAACAUGAAACCAUCACACUCCCAACACAACAGGAAUUCCCUUGGGCUGUACUGACCAUGUGCUGCCUCUGCAAAUGCCAGGAUUUAAAGGCUGUGUAUGAACACCAACUGUUAAUUGGGGUUUUCUACUUGCAGAGCUGCAUUAUUGACAAAAAGGUGGUUGCAGAUAUAAUAAUCCAAAGUCAGGCUGUGCUGAGGGCUGAUUCCCUGCUUUGGGAUGAGAGACAAGAGUCCCCAUUUCAUGAGGCUGGGAAUUAAUUAGCACUGUAGGUGUCAGUAAAACAAUUGGCUGGACCAAAGAACAGUUGAUGAACACUUUCCCUGGACUCAGCUUGCAGUCAGGAAUACUCCAUAAUAAAGCUACCACAGACUUGGUCACAAAAAUACUGAAGAUCUUUUGGAAUUGCUUCACACACAUUACAAAUACUUAAAUGAACAUCUCAGGAUUGGCACCCCACACCCCAAUUAAACUCACCCUUUCAAAGGAAAUGCUGUGUGUACAGCAAGUGUCUGGUUUUAGCACCAAGGCAAAUUUUUAAUAUCAAUGAAAUCAAUUUGCCUUUUUAGCUUGAAGCCAACAAUUAUUAAGGCCCAGAUACAAUUAAUAUGGUCCCAGGUCAAUACAGGAAUUAAUGCACUUACACUCUACACAGAUUGAGCUUUCAAACCAUUGCCCAGCAGUCCUCAGCAGCACCAGGACACAAGGCAGCUGCACCCAUGGGAAACAAGGCUUCCCUGUGGACUCUUGUGUCCCACCCAGACAGAGGUCACAUGGAAUUUUUUCUAACAGUUUCCAGAAGGUUAAGAAUGUUAUGGCUCUUUGUUCUUGCAGCUACAGACUCAUUUCCACUGUCCCUAUACUCCUUCAGAAGGCCAAGGGGUGGAAAUCAUCCUGUCCUGCUCUGGAAAAUGGCAGCUUUUAAUUCCAUCUCUUCAUGUUUCAAAGCAGGGAGGAUAUUUGUUUCUCACCAUUAUAUUUUUUAUUAAAAAAUAUAAAAAUCAUAUAGUGAGAGAUUUGUCAAAGGACAAAAUAAUCUGGGAAAAUCACAUUUGGCUAAUGGCAUUAAACCAGAAGGGCAGAGACAGCUACACACAAAGCUAAUAUGCUCAAAGCACAGGACUUCCUUUUAGCAAGACAAAGUUUGCAAUUUGAAUGAAUAAAACCCUUUUAAUAAUUUGUUUUCGCAUACCUUGCAUAUAAACUACAUUUUUAAAGUUAUAGGUUCCAAUACUGUAAACAAAAAUGUGCACAGAAGGACGAGAAACUCUCACCUCAGCUUGAAGCUCUCCCAGGUACCUUCAGAAAAGGAGGGGAGGGUCUGACCCAGGCAGGCACAGCUGCUCUGGCCUCAGCUGUGCCAGGGGAGGGCAGGGUGGGCUCAGCAGCUCCAGGGGAAUUAUUCGUUCUCACAGCUGCCCAUGGCAGAGGGCAAGAAGGAAUAUUCUUCAGGAGGCACAAAAAAGGCAACCUGUUUUAUUAAUAAUAAGGAUGAUAACUUGAGGCACUGCUUAUACUGUCUUGCAUUAAAACAACCAGUGGAAAAUGGAGUGAGUGAAGUUUUUCUGUCCUUUAGGUUCUCCAGCACAGGCCUACAACACACACUCCAUGAGAAAAUGCCAUGAAUCACCAAAAAAAGCCAGGGGUUUUGCAUUUCCCAUCUCCUUCAGCAGGGUAUUGCCUGCUGUUACUGAAUCUGGGACUCUACAGGUUCUCAUUUCAGCACCAGGGAAGGUCUCUGGUUGCUGCUCCCUUCCCUCUCUGUGGGUUCUCUGCAGGGCACAGCCCCCUGCAGCUGCCACAUGAGACCACUGAGCCAAUUCAAGCACCCAGCAGCUUUCCUGAGAGCAGCUUUGCUGGGACCCCCCAGCCUGUGCCCAGAAAUGGCAGCUCUAAACCCCUCUGGCUCCACACUUCAAACCAGUGAGCUCAAGUGCCCUUCAGGUACAAUGGCUGCCAGUACUGGAUGGAUUGUUUAGCUUUGCUCCUCGUUUUAGUGUUGGCUUUUACAGGAACACUGCUGGUUUUGCCAGCUGAGGCAGCUCAGGGAGCUGAGUCCCCUGGCAAUCCCAGCUGCUCUGGGCUCCCAUCACCACAUCCACCUGCUCCUGAGGAGCUCAGCCUGUGCCAUGGCCUGGUUCAGCAUGGCCAGACAGUCUGCUUGAAACCACCAUGGCUGCUGCAGGCUGAUUCCAACCAAAGGCCCAGAUAUUCCCUCCCCUGGCAUUUCAGUGCAGGAGAUUUGCAGUAAAGAAACAGGAAUAAACCCAAAUUCUGAGUUCUAAGAACAGGGUGUUAUCAUCAUCAUCAAUACUAAACAUUUGUGAGAUACUUGGAUACAUUUUGUGAGUGAUACAGAAAAUUAAAUGAACAGUGAUUACCCUUUUUCAGGAUUUUUCUUAAGAACUAGAUAGUAUUUCCUAAAUGGUAAAGAUUUUGCUUAGUUGUUCUUUACAGAGCAGUGUCACAAUUUGCUAACAGUGCUAUUAAGUGCAUAUUGUAUUUUAUUUUAUUAAAAUAAUUCUGUAUAUCUAAAGUCCACUAAAAAAGCUUUAACCAUGUGCCUUACCUGACAGGGAUGUCUCCAGAUCCCCUGGAACAGAGCUGUGUUGUGCUGUACAAGCCAGGCAGGUACUUUGUGCUGUGAGCCAGGGGUUUAUUUGGAGUCUCACCACUAACCAGACAUUUUUCAAAUGUAUAAUCAAACACUGGGGAAAGGGUGUGCUCACAGUUCCCACCUCUAGAGCAUGGCAAUGCCACAACAGUGCAAGCUGCUGCUUUUAGCUGUGUCCCCAGCAACAGCUCAUGGACAGAGCUCCCCUGAAAACUGAAGGAAAAUCAUUUUCUUCCUUAAAAUCAUGAAUGUAAUAGCUACCAACCUGAGCUGGCAUUUAAUGUUAGCUAAACAUUACAAUUUUAUCAACUGUUCACAAUAGAAGGCAAUUUUUCUUUGAAAUUCUACAAAAUUACAGGAAUCAACAGCAGCUGUCAAACCUUUUGCAAACAUUUGAGCUCUUCCCUCCACAACACCCACCUUCAGCCCAGAACCAAUCAGGUUGCUGAGGACAUACAGUGAAUAUCCCUGGGAAACUCUGUUAGAUUUUCACAACUCUGUGCUUCUGAGGAGCAAAGUCAUGCAAUGAUGCCUGAUUACCCAGGAGGUCACACAAAGGCUGCUCACACUGCCAGGAAAUCACUUCAGUUCUUUGUCUUUAUCCAAAUAGCUUUAUCAUUUCACUGUAUUUUGUAGCAAAGAAUGACAAAGAGGGAUCUGGGCAAUCCUCAGUGACAUCUUCCUUGGUUGUUUUUCAUCCAUUACUAUUACCCAGAGGCAAAACCUAGACACCAAAUGAAGUUUCUCUGUCUUCCAUCACAUGAUAUAAAAAUCCCAUCACUUUGUGGACACCAAAUCCUUCAAAACAUACAAUUACUUUAAUACAUACAAAUCUUCAUUGUUCAUUAAAUACAAUUAAUUCCAUGGUCUUUAAAAUACUCUAUCACUGUGUUAAGGUUUGCACUGGUAUUCCUGAAGUAUUGAUUAAUCUGUCCUGUGCAAAGGACCCUGAAGGGAUUCAUGCUAAAUAGCACCAACUCUACUCUAGAGCAGCAAUUCUGCUGCAAUCCUGAGCAUUUGGGGUUACAAAUGAAGCAAAGAUCCUGCCAGGAGAGGAAGAAGUGGCAGAGAUGCAAGGCCAGGAGGC
Molecule: messenger RNA, 6776 nt
Organism: Zonotrichia albicollis (white-throated sparrow)
Lineage: Eukaryota; Metazoa; Chordata; Aves; Passeriformes; Passerellidae
Gene: RSPH14
Product: radial spoke head 14 homolog
Biological process (GO): vesicle-mediated transport; intracellular protein transport
Cellular component (GO): membrane coat
Source: RefSeq, a predicted model, not a curated record